Molecule: messenger RNA, 2519 nt
Organism: Pseudoliparis swirei
Lineage: Eukaryota; Metazoa; Chordata; Actinopteri; Perciformes; Liparidae
Gene: ndufs1
Product: NADH:ubiquinone oxidoreductase core subunit S1
Exons: 18
Coding region: 110-2305 (731 amino acids)
Biological process (GO): ATP synthesis coupled electron transport
Cellular component (GO): membrane
Molecular function (GO): NADH dehydrogenase (ubiquinone) activity; iron-sulfur cluster binding
Source: RefSeq, a predicted model, not a curated record
AGCGGAAGUAGUUAACCUGCUAUUUCCACUAAAUACGCCAUAGCUACUUGGCUGGUAGCACAGCUCAGAUCACCGCUGUUCUGGUCAAGAAGGCCAAAUAGCGAAAGUCAUGUUGCGCCUGCCAAACGUCGGCCGGGCUUUAGCCGGAGCUGCCAAGAGCAGCCUGGCUCCCUCCAACACGGUGCGUACUCCAGUGCGUGCUGCCAGCAACAUGGUUGAGGUGUUUAUAGACGGGAAACCACUGGAGGUGCAGACUGGAACUACUGUUCUGCAGGCCUGUGAGAUGGCAGGAAUCCAGAUCCCCAGGUUCUGCUACCAUGAGCGGCUCUCGGUGGCGGGAAACUGUCGCAUGUGUCUGGUGGAGAUUGAGAAAGUUCAAAAGCCGGUAGCAGCCUGUGCCAUGCCCGUCAUGAAGGGCUGGAACAUCCUCACCAACUCAGAGAAGACACGUAAGGCCAGAGAGGGAGUGAUGGAGUUCCUGUUGGCCAACCACCCGCUGGACUGUCCCAUUUGUGAUCAGGGAGGAGAGUGUGACCUACAGGAUCAGUCCAUGCAGUUCGGUUCAGACCGCAGUCGUUUCACAGAAGGGAAGAGAGCCGUGGAGGACAAGAACAUCGGGCCGCUCAUCAAAACCAUCAUGACCCGCUGCAUCCAGUGCACACGCUGCGUCCGGUUUGCCAGUGAGAUCGCAGGUGUUGAAGACCUGGGAACAACAGGAAGAGGAAACAACCUGCAGAUCGGGAUGUACGUGGAGAAGAUGUUCAUGUCCGAGCUGUCGGGCAACAUUAUCGAUAUCUGUCCCGUCGGCGCGCUCACCUCCAAGCCCUACGCUUUCACCGCACGACCAUGGGAGACUAGAAAAACCGAGACCAUUGAUGUGAUGGAUGCUGUGGGCAGCAACAUCCUGGUGAGCACAAGAGGAGGGGAGGUGAUGAGGGUGUUGCCCAGGCUGAAUGAAGAGAUCAACGAAGAAUGGAUCUCUGACAAGACCAGGUUUGCAUAUGAUGGUUUGAAGAGACAGAGGUUGACCCAACCAAUGGUGAAGGAUGCUUCCGGUCAGCUGACCCCGACCACCUGGGAGGACGCUCUUUCUCGUGUUGCUGGAGCACUGCAGAACGUGCAGGGCAGUGAGGUGGCGGCCAUCGCCGGAGGGUUGGCCGACGCCGAAGCUCUGGUGUCCCUCAAAGACCUCCUGAACAGACUCGACUCCGAAAACCUCUGCACCGAGGAGGUCUUCCCCAUGUCGGGGUCCGGCACUGACCUGCGCUCCAACUACCUGUUGAACACUCGCAUCGCCGGCAUCGAGGACUGCGACCUGCUGCUGCUCGUGGGAACCAACCCGCGCUACGAAGCCCCGCUGUUCAACGCCCGCAUCCGCAAGUGUUGGCUCCACAAUGAGCUGCGUGUUGCCCUGGUGGGUCGCGAUGUGGAUCUGAGUUUCUCCUACGACCACCUGGGGGAGGAGACCUCGGUGCUGAAGGAGCUGGCGGACGGCACACACCCCUUCUGCCAGGUCCUGUCGGCCGCCAAGCGCCCGGUCGUGGUCGUCGGUAGCAGCGCUCUGCAGAGAGACGACGGAGCCGCCAUCUUGAGCGCCGUCUCCAACAUCGCCCAGAACGCCAGAACCAGCAGCGGCGUGGAAGAGGGGUGGAAGGUCCUCAACGUCCUGCACAGAGUGGCCAGUCAGGUGGCUGCGUUGGACCUGGGCUACAAGGCGGGAGUGGACGCCAUCCGGGCAAAUCCUCCCAAAGUGCUGUUCCUGCUGGGAGCCGACGCCGGCUGCAUCACCCGCGCCGACCUGCCCAAAGACAGCCUCAUCGUCUACCAGGGUCACCACGGUGACGUAGGGGCACCGAUGGCCGACGUCAUCCUUCCCAGCGCUGCGUACACGGAGAAAAACGCCACGUACGUCAACACCGAAGGCCGGAGCCAGCAGACCCGCAUUGCCGUCACCGCGCCGGGGAUGGCCCGAGAGGACUGGAAGAUCAUCCGGGCCGUGUCCGAGCUGGCCGGCAUGACGCUGCCCUACGACUCUCUGGACGAGGUCCGAUCCAGACUCGCCGAGGUCUCUCCCAAUCUGGUCCGCUACGACGACGUCGAGGAGGCCAACUACUUCAAGCAGGCCAACGAACUGGCCCAGGCGGUGGGCCACGAGCUCGGAGCGACCCCUCUGGUGCCGCCUCAGCUCACGGCGAAGGACUUCUACAUGACAGACUCAAUCAGCCGGGCCUCCCAGACGAUGGCCAAAUGCGUCAAAGCCGUGACGGAAGGAGCCGCCGCCGUCGACGAGCCGUCAGUUUGCUGAGCAGCCAAUGAGUGGCCGUCACAUCUGGAACAACUGCCCCCCCCCCCCCCCCCCUCGCUCAACACGCACUUCUCGAACAAACUCGGUGUGUUGCUCCUUAAUUUAAAGUUGUCCUUGAUGCUUGUACCAUAACGUUCAUUUGUUUUCUCUCCCGUGAACAAGCUUUGUUGAAAGAAAAAAAAUUAUGAAAUAUGAAUAAAACCUGACGAAUGUC